Messenger RNA from Corylus avellana, 870 nucleotides. RefSeq lists its product as uncharacterized. The record is from RefSeq and is a predicted model, not a curated record. NCBI's taxonomy places the organism in Eukaryota, Viridiplantae, Streptophyta, Magnoliopsida, Fagales, Betulaceae. Gene Ontology annotation, biological process: root development; shoot system development.
AUGGCUUCUUCUCCUCUAAACCAAAAUUCCAACCAUCAUGCUCGCUCCAAUAGCUUGCCUUCCAGACCACACCCUCUUAUUCUACAAUGCAACGAGCAUUUGUGUCGAUUAGGUGCUUCUGACACUACCUCUUCAUCAUCAACAUCAUCAUUAAGCAGCAAACUAAGCUGCCUUCAGGAUUUGCAUGAGUGUGUCGAAAAGUUGCUUCAGUUGCCCCUAACUCAGCAAGCCAUUGUCCAAGAAGAGCUCUUGGAUGGAUCUCUCAGGCUCCUCGACAUUUGUAGCGCAGCCAAGGAUGCCUUGAUACAUACAAAAGAAUGCAUUCGUGAACUUCAAUCGAUUAUCCGCAGAAGACCAGCAGGCGACAUGGGGCUUGAGAGGGAGGUCAGGAAAUAUUUGAUGUCUAGAAAGGUUGUCAAAAACGCAGCCCAGAAGGCCCUGAAGGGCGCGGAAAGGAAGCGUGGCGUCAAAAACCAUGAGACUCCAGCCAUAGUUACAGCAUUGAAAGAAGCAGAAGCAGCCACCAUCAAUGUGUUUGAAUCCUUGUUGUCCUACAUAGCCGGCUCAAAGGUUGUUCGAUCAAAAUCAAGCAACUGGUCGUUGGUCUCCAAGUUGGUGAUCAACCCCAAAAGAGUGGCAUGUGAGAAUGAAGAAGCAGAUGGUUCUGAAGUAGAGAAGGUGGAUGCUGCAUUGUACUCCAUUAUUGGUCAGAAAAGAAGCAAAUCUGACUACACCAUGCAGAUUGAGAAUGUCCACAACUUGCUGGCAAAAUUGGAGCCAGUUGUUCAAGAUCUUGAAGAAGGACUUGAGUGCCUUUUCAGGCGCUUAAUCAAAACCAGAGUUUGCCUUCUCAACAUCUUCAACAACUAG